UUUAUAGUGUUGGCCCGACCCUUACUUUGCUACGGUGAUGUUUCGUUUCUGUGUUGUUUUGUUGUGUUGGCACGAGCAGUGUAAUAUGUGAAAUGUAACUUGUAAUAAAGCACAUUGUACUCAUAGACUGAAAUUUAUUUUUGGUACAAACAAUGCUUCCUGACGUAUUGCAGAAUAUAGUGUCCGUAAAUAUGUCAGACAAAAUGAAGGAACUAUUGAUAGCAAAAACACUACGAGCAAACCAAGAAUUAAGCCAAGAAUGUUGUGUCACUACGUUGGAUCUAGGUGUAAGAUGGGUGCUGGAGGGGGACAGACCAAUGGUUGUAACAGUGGGAUGGUUAGUGUUGCAACAUUUGAAAGAUUUCCAGCAGAGCACAAUAUCAGAGCUGCUGAAUGUUGCCACGCUAGAGAAAUUUCUGAGAUUUAAUGCAUCGUCUUAUAAUAGAGCAGAGGUGCCUGCUCUUGUUUCUUGGAGCCUCAGCAUAAUGUCCUCACAAGCCAUGGAAGUAGCAGUAGGAAACCUUAUCACAGACUUUUUGAGAGAGAAUGUCCAUGGCGACAUCAAUGUACUUGUAAAUGUGUCAAAGCUUCUGUGCGAACAUCCACGCUGCAUUCCUGUAGCUGAUGAACGAGCAAGGCUUUGUGAAGUUGUGACAGCAAAUGUUGCAGAGGUACCUAUGCCCAAGGCCCAACCUGCACAGGUGUCACAACUUGUUAAACAGAUGGGGUUCGUACAAGCAUUGCUGAUCAGAGUUUGGAAGGGGGAAGAAGGGAAAAGUAAUGAACAGCUUAUGUUCAGAUGCCUUGCAGUUCUGCAUGCAACAAUCAUUGACCGCCCAACUGAGCCCUGCCCUGCAUUGGCAGCAAUACUGCAUUUGGUGGAGCCACACUUCAUCCCAAAAUAUGUGACAGCUAUUUUAGAGGCCAGUCAGGGCCAUUUCCGUACACUCCACACUCUCUGUCAGUGGCUUUGUUGUUGGCCUCGUGCCACACUACUCAGUCCCUGGGUUCUAGCCCUGAUCGACGGCCUAGAGACUAAGCAGCAUUUUGAUGUGUUGAUGGAAGUGACUCUGGCCACUGUGGAGUAUUUGUUUGCCGCUAUAAUGCUUCCCGUUGUCCGAUCUGGUGUCAUAGACGUUGUGUGGCGUAUGAUUGCAUCAUCCAGGCACUCUCCACAGGUUUUCCACAAGGUAGUGAAUCAGGUGCCUACCGUAAUGGCACAGUUGGUCCUUGAAAAUUCUGAUUCAAGUCGUACAUGUCUCCAGAUGGUGGUGAACAUGAGCUGCGCUAUGGUCGCUGCGUUUCCAAGAAAUGACAACAUGUAUGAUCCAUUGAUUCGAGCACUGAAGGACUGUUCAUCAUUCCUUCCUCCAGGGGAGUUUGCACCUGAGAACAUGCCAGCCUGGUUGAUUGGUGGACAGUUUUAUUAUGUUGAAAAUCAUAAGUCAAGAGAACGUUCAUCUUUAAACCGUGUGGGCUUGAACAACUUGGGAAACACCUGUUACAUGAAUUGUGUGUUACAAGCCCUCUUCAUGACUCACAGGUUUUGCUCUACAGUUUUGGAUAGUGGUGUUCGGUCACAGCCAUUACUCUCGAAACUUCAAGCUCUUUUUGCGCUUCUUCUUCACUCCCAACGUCGGGCCAUCACCCCUGCUAAGCUGCUGGCUGUGGCAAAACCACCAUUCUUUCAGCCCGGUUACCAGCAGGACAGUUCCGAGUUCCUCACGUAUUUGCUGGAUGUUUUGCAUGAGCAAGAGAUGCAUGCCACAACAAGUUCAGAAUCAACUGUAUUAGGAAGUACAGGAGAUGGGGGAGCAAAGGCAAGUUCCGUGGAGGCAGCAACAGGUGGAGCUAUGGUACGCUGGAUGACGGAAGAAGAUCUCUCAUAUCCGAACACCCUGGAAUACAAGGCCCACUCCCUGGCUGAUGUUACACAGGCUACGGGGGAUGAUGUGCAGCAGCUGAGCAACUUCCACUCAAUUUCAACGGACAGUGGGAUACAGUCAGUAUGUGGAGAUGAGAAAGCGACCACGUCAUCUUCUCCUGUUCCAUAUGAGAGCUUGGUACAGCAGUGUUUUGGGGGACGCCUGCUCAUCAGUUUUAAGUGCCUCCAGUGUAAAGCAGAAUCGGUUCAUACGGAUCACUUCCGAGAUAUCCCGCUUGCCUUUCCUCCUGACUGCGGUCCUAAUCACAAACUGCAUAUUCAGGAUCUGUUGGAUUACUUUACAUCACCAGAACAGUUGAGUGGGGAGAACCAAUACCAUUGCGACUCAUGUGGUGGACUGCGGGAUGCUCAGCGAACAAUACAGAUUUUACAGCCACCGUCUCAUCUUGUGCUGACACUCAAACGCUUCCAGUUUAAUUCUCAGACAGGAGAGCGAGCGAAACUUCUUCACUGGGUUCAUUGCUCCGAGAGCAUCGAGUUGUACCGGCAGUCAUAUAAGUUAUACGCAGCGGUGAUCCACUCGGGAUCAGAUAUCGACACGGGUCAUUACUACACAUUAGCAUGUGAUGAAACUCUGUCAUGGCAAAUUUUUAAUGAUUCUUUGGUGGCCCCAUGUGAUUCUCCUCCGUGGAGUCCUCCAGACACUCCCUACAUCCUUUUCUACGCUAGGCCUGAAGAGAAACUGCAGCCCGCUGUUGAUCUCUUGUCUCUGCCGUCACUCCACCCCGACCUCGUGAAGCUCGUUAAAUACGAUGAUAUCGAGUGCCUACAGGAAAUGUGGAAUGAGGACAAGAGGCGCAGAAGAGGGGGCAAGCAGCAACCAUCCUCUCGACGUGGCCCACAUAAUCCUGACCAGGACAGUAAUAAUGGCGGUAACCCCCCAGGCAGUUGCGGAGGAAGCAUGAAUCUUUCUCAUAAUAGGUUUGUGUUUUGAUUCUUAUUUUACUUUAGAGCACGUCAGUGUAAAUAAAAUAACUGAUAAAUAGAUGAGGGUCCUGUAAAGUUAAGUACGCAGGUGACCGAGUGUUAUGUUAUAUUAUAUGCAUGGAUAUGCAUUGUUUAUAAUGUGAAUUUUGUUUUAUAAGAAUAAAAAUAUUAGUUUUGAAUUCA
Messenger RNA from Zootermopsis nevadensis, 3055 nucleotides. It is a transcript of the gene DUBAI, whose product is annotated as Deubiquitinating apoptotic inhibitor. The record is from RefSeq and is a predicted model, not a curated record. Gene Ontology annotation, molecular function: cysteine-type deubiquitinase activity. Gene Ontology annotation, cellular component: cytosol; nucleus. Lineage: Eukaryota; Metazoa; Arthropoda; Insecta; Blattodea; Termopsidae. Gene Ontology annotation, biological process: protein deubiquitination.